Amorphotheca resinae ATCC 22711 is the source of this 1269-nucleotide messenger RNA. RefSeq lists its product as hypothetical. Bases 1 to 1269 code for a protein of 422 amino acids. Gene Ontology annotation, molecular function: metal ion binding; ATP binding; succinate-CoA ligase (ADP-forming) activity. Gene Ontology annotation, cellular component: mitochondrion; succinate-CoA ligase complex. Lineage: Eukaryota; Fungi; Ascomycota; Leotiomycetes; Helotiales; Amorphothecaceae. The transcript is spliced from 7 exons. The record is from RefSeq and is a predicted model, not a curated record. Gene Ontology annotation, biological process: succinyl-CoA metabolic process; tricarboxylic acid cycle.
AUGUCAAUUCCAUCCUUCAGAUCGUUGAUCGCGCGCGCACAUAUACCAAGUCAUAAUGUUGGACGACAGCAAGUACGUUGCUUAAGCAUCCACGAACAUCAUUCGCAAAACCUACUCAAAGAAUUUGGAAUUCCAGUGCCGCGGGGCAGCCUUGCGAAGACGCCACAUGAAGUCAAAGAAAUUGUUUCGAGUAUCGGACGAACAUGCUUUCUAAAAUCCCAGGUGUUAGCCGGAGGGCGAGGCAAAGGUUCCUUUGACAAUGGAUUGCGCGGCGGGAUACAAGCUGUUAAGAACCCAGAGGAUGGUUAUAGCAUCUCCGAGAAGAUGCUCGGCCACCAUUUGAUGACCCAGCAAACGAUCUCGGAAGGCCUACUUGUGGACAAACUAUACGUUACUGAAUCAGUCGAGCAUACAGAUGAGCUAUACUUAGCAAUGACAAUCGACCGCGCGAGGUACUGCCCUGCCAUCAUUCUUUCCAAAUCAGGAGGAGUCGAUAUCGAGAACAUAGCAAAGGAGAAUCCAGACCAGCUGCACAAAUACUGGUUCCAACUCAGCAGCGGAAUCACCCCAGAACUCGUAUCAGAGAUCUCAAGGGAUCUGGAUUUCACCUCUGUCGAGAAGAAUAACAUGGAGAGAAUACUGAAGAACCUGUUUGAACUGUUUGUGAAGAAGGACGCAACCCUACUGGAGAUCAACCCACUGGCCCGUACCGCGGCAGGCGAAUUCGUCUGCUUAGAUGCAAAAUUUAGGUUUGAUGACGCCGCGGGAAAACGACAGCCAGAAUUGUUCGCCCUUCGUGAUGUGACUCAGGAGGUAGAUGAUGAGGUUGCUGCAGAGAAAUUCGGCUUGGUGUAUGUACGUCUCGAUGGAAACAUUGGGAACGUGGUAAAUGGUGCAGGAUUAGCAAUGGCGACUAACGACGCCAUAUCACUGUACGGUGGAAGGAGCGCAAAUUUCCUGGAUGCUGGUGGGCAAGCAACUAAGGAGACGAUGCAACGAGCGUUCGAGAUCAUCUUGAAAGACCCCAGAGUCAAUGUGAUACUCGUGAACAUCUAUGGAGGCAUCAUUCGAUGUGAUAUGAUCGCUGAAUCCAUCAUUGCUGCCGCCGCUCAGAUCGGUCCGUUACGUGUUCCUCUGGUUGUGCGACUCCAAGGGACGAACUCUGAGGCAGGGUUGAAACUGAUUGCGGAAUCGGGUCUAGGCCUGCAUACAGAGAGUGGGUUCGGCGAAGCAGCUCGAAAGGCGGUGGAACUUGCGCGGCUUGCGUAG